CUCGCCUUUGCUCUCCGCAGCCAUGAACGGCGGCGUGUGCCUGUGCGUGCUGCUGGCGGUCCUGGCGGCCGGCGCCCUGGCGCAGCCGGUCCCUGCGGCGGACCCGGUGGGCCCAGGGGCGCAGCAGGAGGAGGAGGCGCCCCGGAGGCAGCUGAGGGCAGUGCAGAAGGUGGACGACGAGCCCCGAGCGCACCUGGGCGCGCUGCUGGCCAGGUACAUCCAGCAGGCCCGGAAAGCUCCUUCUGGCCGAAUGUCUGUCAUUAAGAACCUGCAGAGCCUGGACCCCAGUCACAGGAUAAGCGACCGGGACUACAUGGGCUGGAUGGAUUUUGGCCGGCGCAGUGCUGAGGAGUAUGAGUACCCCUCCUAAGGGACCCCCACCUUUGUCAGCAUGCCAGGAAGCGACCUCCUGGCUCAGAUGAGGCAGACUAAGAAAGCAAUCACACUCAUAACUCAUUGUCUCUGAAGUUUGACAUUUUAAGUAUCUAUUUAUUAAGUUUCCAGUGAGAAAAAUAUGUCUGUAAGAUUGUCCAGGGCAACCUCAUGCCUCAGCAGACUUGUACGAAUGGAAGACAGAACAUUUUCCUCGUCCGUGACGCCUGGUCCUAAAGUGUUGCUAUGCUAUUAAAAUGAUUUCAUUCUGCCUCCU
Molecule: messenger RNA, 649 nt
Organism: Odobenus rosmarus divergens (Pacific walrus)
Lineage: Eukaryota; Metazoa; Chordata; Mammalia; Carnivora; Odobenidae
Gene: CCK
Product: cholecystokinin
Exons: 2
Coding region: 23-370 (115 amino acids)
Biological process (GO): digestion
Cellular component (GO): extracellular region; axon
Molecular function (GO): neuropeptide hormone activity
Source: RefSeq, a predicted model, not a curated record